GGACCGGGUAGUUCAAAACUUGGGGAAAUCUUCCCUCUCAAUUUCAUGCAGGUGUGCCGAUAUCGCGCUCCGUCUGAGAUCACUCUGUCAAUAAAUCGUAUAUCAACCACUUGUCAUUUCGUGCCGUAGGGGCAACACCAGUUUUAUUUCCCGUCGUUAAAUUCACAAGUGGUGGCCAAGUAUCAACCGAUAUCUAGCCUUUGAGCGAAGCACGGGGAUCUGGUUGAGGAACGCCUCCCGAGCUAGUCUGAGCUAACAAACCUUCUAGUCGAUAUCAUUUUUUUUUAGUUUGCCAACUCGCAGCCAGUCAUGACUCUGGAGUUCCUGAUGCCCCAGCCCCACCACUACCAGCAAGAAGGAAACAUGUACAGGCACCCUAACUCUGCGGCCCAGGCCUACUCAUCCUACAACUACAGCCAAACUCCCACUACCCACUAUCCGUCCGAGUACCCGGCGGCCAGCGCUUCGUACCAGGGCUCCGGCGCCCUGGACGUCCAGCAGCAGCAGCAACAGCCCGCCCCGACUACCAAUUCCUCCUCUUGGGCCUCGACGGGCUUUCCGACCGCGGGACUCCCCGGAGUGGACUGGGGGUCCGCCUCGCAGGAUCCGUUCGGGGCCAAUGUCUUCCCUGGGCAGACACCGGCCGGCCCUGUGAGCGGUUCGCCGUACAACACCGAUGAUCUCGACUACUACCAGGGGUUCGGACAGUCCGUGGCCGUCAACAGCGUCUCGCAGGCCCUGCACAGACCAGCCAUUCGCUCGCCUUACCACGACUGGAUGAGGUCGUCUUCAUACCGGGUCAACCCCCAAACAGGAAAAACUAGGACGAAGGACAAGUAUCGCGUAGUGUACUCGGAUCACCAGCGCCUGGAGCUGGAGAAAGAAUUCAUCUACAGUCGGUACAUCACCAUCAGGCGCAAGGCGGAGCUUGCCGUGUCUCUGGGACUGUCAGAGAGACAGGUGAAGAUCUGGUUUCAGAACCGCCGGGCUAAGGAGCGCAAGCAGAACAAGAAACGUGCGGCUCUGGGCGGCGAGACCUCCUCUGACCAGACCAGACUCGACGCUACCCCGGACGGUACGGUGGAGGCGGACGGAGGUGGCCAGGGACAUGACAUCAAAGAGGAGACGGCAGUCAAGGAGGAAAUACUGGACGACGUGGCAGCCAGCCGGAGGGAGCUCGGGGAGUUACGGGCCCCUGUCAGCAGCACGGCAGAGGUACUAGAGAUGACCGUGGCGCAACCCCGCCUGCACGGAACUCCGCCUGGGCUCACCCUGCCUGAUGAAGUGCCGCAAAUGCAGCUUUCAGCAGCCUGCCAGCUACAGACGGCCCGCACGAUCGCCACAGUCGCCUCAACCCUUCGCCCACACUGCAUCAUAUGAAAUGAGAACCAGGCUCCUUUCUCGCAGUACGGAGCCAUUUGUUAAGUAUCGCAUAACACUCUCAUCCGCGAGGGCAAAACGUGCAUCAUUCGGCGAGUUAGAUUUUCAGCGCACACAAUUUUCGGAUUCAAUAUUCAAACCUAAAGAGAAGAAAUAGUCGGAUAAUCAACUAACCUGUGUACAUGUUCCUACUUGUGCAGUGCAUCACCACAAUGAGGAAAACUUGACCUCCGUCGACAGCCAUUCUAAAAGGAAAAUAGGAAUUUUUGUACCUUGCUAUUUUUCACUUUGCUAAGUACAAUAUAAUGUAAAAAGUUUGUAAAAAGUUCUAAAUUAUAUAGCAACUCUGUUGUCGAAAAGGAAUGUGCACAACACCGUCAUUAGAGCACAUGUACUUAACAAAAUUAGCAUUAAAGGAAAAUUUCACUGAAAAAAGUAAACAACGCCUUACACAAGUACAUGUAUACUACUGCUCAAAGUUCCACGUCCAUGUAUAAGAAUACACGCAUAUACUCGCCGUUAUAUGAAUCAUUACUUCUGAUUUUCAAAGUACAGACGUAAAUUGUAGAAUUAAGGAGACGGGUGAUAAUAUGGGGCUGAUAAAUGGAAUAGAAUGAAAUAAAACAAAACCAUCUUCUCAAGAGUUAUCGUAUGUGCGGACACUGCACACGGUGUCCAUCUUCAUGACCAGUUCAAUGCAAUAGCGGUGGUGAUCGUGCUUGUACACGACAUUUCUACUCGAUUUUUUUUUCUGUAGCAAUGCACAUAUUUUGGAAUUUUGGAUUGGCGUCAUGGUUUAUAUUGUAUUCAAAGUCCAAUCACGGUAUAUGUUAGAACAGUUGUUAAUAAGAGUUGCGUAUUUAUUGCCAUCAAUAAAAAAAUGUACACAAUGUUUAAUGCAUGUACAUGUACUGUAUAUUGUAAAACCAUUUUACUCUUAAAGAUGGUAAUAUGUUUAAACAUUUAAUGUAAAUAGGUUUAAACAAUCGCAAGGGAAAAUGUAAAAGUGGAAAUGCAUGAGCAUUAUUAUGAAGCGCACACAAUAACAUUAUACAGGAUUCAGUUUAAUGUUAAGCACUUUCGUGACAAUGUCAUUUCCCAACUACGUUCUAGGAAAGAGACGGAAGACAUUGAAUGACGUGCACAAUGACAUGUAUACGUAUUUGACAGUGAAACACGAUAAUCGACAAAAUACUACUGAAUAAAGUAUUAAAACGUUACAAUGCAUAAAUGUUCUUAAAAUAGCAUAAUAAUAAAAGGUACCGCAAUACAAAGGAUAUGCUGACUUUUGGUCGUUAUACUUCUGGUCACUGUUUUGUUUGGGAGAAUGCCGUGCAUAUCAAUUCCUACCUUUCGACUCUAUAAUGUAAAGGCGUGAGAGAGACUUGAGAAGGUUUUGAACUGUUAACCGUUCUUGUUAAAUGU
This is a messenger RNA of Acanthaster planci (crown-of-thorns starfish), 2805 nucleotides long. RefSeq lists its product as uncharacterized. Gene Ontology annotation, cellular component: nucleus. The record is from RefSeq and is a predicted model, not a curated record. Lineage: Eukaryota; Metazoa; Echinodermata; Asteroidea; Valvatida; Acanthasteridae. Gene Ontology annotation, molecular function: DNA-binding transcription factor activity, RNA polymerase II-specific; RNA polymerase II transcription regulatory region sequence-specific DNA binding. Gene Ontology annotation, biological process: cell differentiation; animal organ morphogenesis; embryo development.